UUAGCUUACAGAGAAAGAACGAGCUGAAAUGCGUCAGUAUAGAAGAGAGGCAGUCAAAUGUGAAGCCAAAAUGUUUGAAAGAAGAAGAGAGAGGUACUCAGAUCUACUCUUACAAGUCAUGUCUGUCACAGAUAGGAUUCAGAAACAAAGGGAUUUGAGGAAGUCAACUGAAGCUCAAUUUGAUGAUCAAGACUUGAGAGAGAGGACACAUACUACUGAAAAUGAUGAGACAGGAAGCAGAACUUUAUAUAGAAAAGCACCCCUGCGUGGACCUAUUUCAAUGCAUCCAGGUGAAAUGUACUCUAUUUUGGAGCUAAGUGGAGAGAAUCUUGAUUUUCAUAACCGCGAUGAAGCAUCAAGAGGAAACAGACACAACACUGUGGCUGAGAAUAUUCUUGGUGGUGUUACGGUUAGAAGAAAAAGUGAGCAGAAAAACAUGAACCCUUUAGUUACACAGAUGGAUCCUAAGAUCUUCCCACAAGAAGUGGAUGAUAGGGUAUUGUUAACUUCUAUAUUGGACAUAUCAACCGUGAUAUUUAAACUUGAUGACAAUUCCAUUUCAAGAUACCCAGGGCUGCAAAUAACGGCCAGUCAACGGACAAUUUCCGGUCAAAAUUGGAGUUCGGACUGUUAA
This is a messenger RNA of Stylophora pistillata, 634 nucleotides long. RefSeq lists its product as uncharacterized. The record is from RefSeq and is a predicted model, not a curated record. NCBI's taxonomy places the organism in Eukaryota, Metazoa, Cnidaria, Anthozoa, Scleractinia, Pocilloporidae.